Molecule: messenger RNA, 898 nt
Organism: Talpa occidentalis (Iberian mole)
Lineage: Eukaryota; Metazoa; Chordata; Mammalia; Eulipotyphla; Talpidae
Gene: PRG3
Product: proteoglycan 3, pro eosinophil major basic protein 2
Exons: 6
Coding region: 100-786 (228 amino acids)
Biological process (GO): immune response
Source: RefSeq, a predicted model, not a curated record
GGCAGUGGAGGUCUCGGACACUUAGGAGGGGCUGUGCAGACACAGGACAUCCCCAGGGAGGGAGGUGGAGCUGCGUGCCCGACACAGGAGUGAGGAGACAUGAAUCUCCCCCUGCUCCUGCCCCUUCUCCUGCUGGGGACAGUUGCUGCUCUUCAUCUGGAGAAUGAUGCCCCCCAUCUGGAAAGCCUGGACACACAGUCAGACCUAAGCCAGAAUCUGGAAGGUUCAGGGGAGCAAGGGGGAGAGUUGGCGCUGCUUGACGAGGAGAUUCAGUCAGAGGAGGAUAUGGCCAAUUGUUCCGACAAUCCCGACAACUUUGAAGAUGAAGAGGAGGACAUGGAGUCGGACUCAGAUGACCAAGAUGAGGACAAGGACUUGCAGUGUCCCCCGGAAGAGGACGCAGUUAAACUGCCAGGCAAUCCUGGGUGCAAGGCCUGCCGCUACCUGUUGGUUCGGAAAGCUCGGUCAUUUAGAAGGGCUCAGAACAUCUGCAGGAGGUGCUACCGGGGCAACCUCAUCUCCAUCCACAGCUACAGAUUCAACUAUCGCCUCCUGUGCUUGGCCAGUAGGCUCAACCAACGCCAGGUCUGGAUUGGAGGCCAAAUCAGGGGCUGGCGCUUCUGCAAAAGAUUUCGCUGGAUGGAUAGGAGCAGAUGGGAUUUUGGAUUCUGGGCCUCGGGGCAGCCAAAGUGUGGGAGAGGCCGCUGCGUGACCAUGUUAACCAGAGGGGGCCGCUGGAAACGAGCUCGGUGCAGGAGGCGCCUGCCCUUCAUCUGCUCCUACUAAGCCAGUGGCACAGAGACCGGAUCCUGGACCCUCCUCCCUUCAUACCCUCCUGGCUGCUCCCGGGCACAGGACUUCCUGCCUCCGCCUCUUUUGGUCAUAAAUCUAAACUUCU